Molecule: messenger RNA, 4084 nt
Organism: Rhagoletis pomonella (apple maggot)
Lineage: Eukaryota; Metazoa; Arthropoda; Insecta; Diptera; Tephritidae
Gene: Pfk
Product: ATP-dependent 6-phosphofructokinase
Exons: 10
Coding region: 491-2914 (807 amino acids)
Biological process (GO): canonical glycolysis; fructose 1,6-bisphosphate metabolic process; fructose 6-phosphate metabolic process
Cellular component (GO): 6-phosphofructokinase complex; cytoplasm
Molecular function (GO): fructose-6-phosphate binding; ATP binding; monosaccharide binding
Source: RefSeq, a predicted model, not a curated record
AUACAGAAUUGUCAGCGCUGCUUCAAUCGAUAAAGGUCACCUUGAAACGUCAAAGUGUGUCACCUUGGCUGCUGUUGAGCGGACAUCCAAAAAAAAAGUAUUUUGCCUUUUUACUCCGUUAAAAUUUCGCGAAUUUUGGAUAAAUUUUCAUAAUUGCCGUGCUGACUCAAAGUGCAGAAGCUCCAGUGCGUGCUAAAAGUCACAAGCCCGCAUACGUGCUAUACACAUCAGUGCAUCCAAACGAUUGAUAAAGCGGUGACUGCAAACGGUGCUAGAGAGUACUAUCAGUUGAGGAGCAUUCUCAUGUCUCGACCCCGUAUAGCUAAUUUAAAGUGAAAUAAAUAGACCGUUGAGAUUGAAAAAUAGUUCAAAAAACACCAAGUGAAAUCCGCUUAAUAAAAUUAAGAUACUAUUGUGCGUGUCAUCAAAGGAAUUUGUUACUUCAUUGUUUAUUGAUAUACACCUUUAACGCGGAGUAAAAAGUGUAAAAAUGCCAAACGAGUUAAGGCAACGUUUCAUUGAGCGUGGCUCCCAUAAGGGCAAGGGUCUUGCUGUCUUCACCAGCGGUGGCGACUCGCAGGGCAUGAACGCUGCAGUGCGUGCAUGCGUACGUAUGGCCAUCUACUUGGGAUGCAAGGCCUAUUUCAUUCGAGAAGGCUACCAGGGUAUGGUUGACGGUGGCGAAAACAUCGUCGAAGCAAACUGGGCAUCGGUGUCAUCGAUCAUUCAUCGCGGUGGCACAGUGAUUGGCUCGGCUCGUUGUGCAGAAUUCCGUGAACGCGCUGGUCGCCUAAAGGCUGCAUACAAUCUUAUUCAAAAGGGCGUCUCCAACCUAGUUGUGAUCGGUGGUGAUGGUUCACUUACUGGUGCGAAUUUGUUCCGUACGGAAUGGUCUGGCUUGUUGGACGAGCUGCUAGAGUCGAAAAAAAUAACACCUGAGCAACGUAAAAAGUUCGACGUCUUGCAUAUUGUAGGCAUGGUGGGCUCCAUUGAUAAUGAUUUUUGCGGCACUGACAUGACCAUUGGUACCGAUUCAGCUUUGCACCGCAUCAUUGAGGCUAUAGAUGCUAUUGUUAGUACUGCCUAUUCUCAUCAACGUACAUUCAUUAUGGAGGUGAUGGGUCGUCAUUGUGGUUAUUUGCCUGUAGUUACUGGUAUUAUUUCCGAAGCUGAUUAUGUAUUUUGUCCUGAAUCGCCACCACCGUUCGACUGGCCCGAACGUCUAUGCAAUAAGCUUAUACAGGAGCGUAAUGCUGGUCAACGCUUGAACAUUAUUAUCGUCGCCGAGGGUGCCAUCGAUCGUGAGGGCCACCCCAUUACUGCCGAGGAUGUCAAGAAAGUGGUCGUUGACAAGCUGCAGCAGGACACUCGCAUCACUGUGCUCGGUCAUGUGCAACGUGGUGGUAAUCCCAGUGCUUUUGAUCGUGUUUUGGGUUGCCGCAUGGGUGCUGAGGCUACGUUGGCUCUUAUGGAAGCCACACCUGAUUCAGUGCCAUGUGUCGUCUCGUUGGAUGGCAAUCAGGCGGUGCGUGUACCGUUGAUGGAGUGCGUUGAACGUACCAAAGAAGUCGCCCAGGCGAUGGCGGAGAAGAAUUGGGAAUUGGCCGUGAAAUUGCGUGGACGCUCUUUCGAACGCAAUCUGGAAACUUACAAAAUGUUGACGCGUCUGAAGCCGCCAAAGGAAUCGAUCGAAAACGCAAAGGUGAGCAACAAUUGUUGGGUGAAUAUAUUAAUGGUUUUUUUUUUUAACUUUUUCUGUUUCUUUAAGGAGGGUUUUCGCAUGGCUGUCAUGCAUAUUGGCGCACCCGCUUGUGGUAUGAAUGCUGCCGUGCGUAGCUUUGUGCGCAACUGCAUUUACCGUGGUGACACUGUUUUUGGCGUGCAUGACGGCAUUGAAGGUCUGAUUGCUGGCAAUAUCAAGGAGAUGGGUUGGUCAGAUGUAACUGGUUGGGUUGGUCAAGGUGGUGCUUUCCUCGGCACUAAGCGUACACUGCCCGAGGGCAAAUUCAAGGAGAUUGCCGCACGCCUCAAGGAGUUCAAAAUCCAAGGCUUACUUGUUAUUGGUGGCUUUGAGGCCUAUCACGCUUGCGGUCAGAUCUCCGAUCAGCGUCCCAACUAUCCUGAAUUCUGUAUCCCAAUGGUGGUUAUACCAUCAACUAUCUCGAAUAAUGUUCCUGGUACUGAAUUCUCACUCGGAUGCGAUACCGGUCUCAAUGAGAUUACAGAGAUUUGCGAUCGUAUACGCCAAUCGGCACAGGGCACAAAACGCCGUGUCUUCGUCAUUGAGACAAUGGGUGGCUAUUGUGGUUAUCUAGCCACUUUGGCUGGCUUGGCUGGUGGCGCUGAUGCUGCAUACAUCUACGAGGAGAAAUUCUCCAUUAAAGAUCUGCAACAAGAUGUCUACCAUAUGGCCUCGAAGAUGGCCGAAGGUGUCCAACGUGGUUUGAUAUUGCGCAAUGAGAAGGCUUCUGAAAACUAUAACACUGAUUUUAUACACCGUUUGUACUCAGAAGAGGGCAAGGGUCUAUUCUCGUGCCGUAUGAAUAUUUUGGGUCACAUGCAGCAGGGUGGCUCACCAACGCCUUUCGAUCGUAAUAUGGGCACCAAGAUGGCUGCCAAGUGCGUUGACUGGCUGAAUGAACAAAUCAAGAGCAACACCAAACCAGAUGGCACUGUGCGUUGUGAAAGCAGCGAUUCAGCUUGUUUACUCGGUAUUGUGCGUCGUCAGUACCGUUUCACACCUCUAGCAGAUUUGAUUGCCGAAACCAACUUUGAACAACGCAUCCCCAAGUCGCAGUGGUGGCUCAAAUUACGUCCCCUAUUGAGAAUCCUGGCUAAACACGAUUCCGCUUACGAAGAGGAGGGUAUGUACAUUACAGUCGAGGAGGAGUGUGCUACCGAUGCGGUAGCUUAGGCAUUGACAGCUACACUAGGAAAGCAGUAUAGUAGUAGCAAGUGACUAAACACUCAAAAGUGUUCGCUACUCGUAACAAAAAAACACGCCAGUUGCAUUAAGUUAAAAGCUACAGAAUGCGUGAAAAUUGGAGUAACAUAUUCAUGAACAAAUAAACACAAAAGUAAAUAUUAAACGCACAUAAAUUAUCAUAUUUUUACUUUGCUGGAUUAGCAAAGUGAUUCGCUUCUAUGAUUUAAAUUAUUAUUACAUGUUAUCAUAUCAUUAAAUACAUACAUGCGUAAAUACAUACAUAUAUUCGUUCCAUAACAUACUUGAAAGGUGUUAACAGAAACUCAGGUUCUAGCACAAUUCUACACAAACUAACGUUGGACACCAAUUGUAAAUUUUGCGUAAAUUGAAAGAAAAAAAAAAUCAUGUAGAUUUACGUAAAUGGUCAUACGCUUUUGCUUUGAUGGAUUUAUUUUACUAAUUUUAUGUAUUUUUUUUUUUUAUUUUUUAUUUAUUUUAAAAGCUGCAUGCCAUGUACAUACAUGCAUAUGUAUGUACACAUGUUUAUGGCUUCCAUUGUAUUAUUAUGUUUUGUGAUUAAGUUUGCUGUACAUGAAAUAUAACUGAUAUUAAAUUGUACUCGUAUUUGCAUUAGCAAAAAGGCAUAGAAAAAAGUUGUGGCAAAAUUAAAACAACUGUUUAGUAUAUUGAGAUGUUUCAAUCUUCGAGCUAGAAGGUCUUGUCGAUGUUUUAUUGAACAACGCUAAUGUUGAAGUAAAAAUAAAAUUCCAAUAAUGUAUUCGUAAAUACCAUAUACAUACAUACAUAAUAUAUUAAAAGUUAAUAGCAGUUUGUUGUUAUUGUUGAUGCGAACUACUACUUGUGCUGACUUCAAUAAAGGGAUUUUUAGGCGCGAACACCCACCGCUGCAACAAAGCGUGCACAACUUAUCCACUCAUGACCCGCAAAGUUACCCGGAAGACGUGACUUGCGUAGCAACAACUGUGAAUUACUUAAGGCUAUAAGAAGAAUAAAGUUACUCGAUAUAAAAAUAUGUAUACUUACAAAUACAUUUUUAAACAGAAUUGUAAGUACCUAUCGUAACAACUAGCAAGAAUGUCUGUAAAGCAAAACGAACGAAAGAAAAAUAAACGAAAUGCGUUGCAUUGUUAAACGAAA